AUGAACAAUCUUCCUGUGACGUCGACGACGAUGAGUCAAGUAACGAGGAGAACGUCGACCAUGUGGGCUGCAUUUGCAUGGACGGCCGUUAUGGCUAUCACAAUAAUGCCGGUAAGUCUUCACCUCAGGCUGUAGCCCUCGUUAGAAUAAAAAAACAUGCAAGCUAAUUUUCGCUACAAAAAAGUUUAUGUAAUCUACCCAACCGUAACUUCUAUUUUUGACGUUUUAACUGGGUAAUUGCCCUGAUAUUUCCAAUUUAAAAGCUAACUGCGUAAAAAUACACUUGGUGUGGCCUAAGACCUUUUAUUUCAAUUAGCUUCGUGCCCGAAAAUUGGCAACAAGAAACUGUAGGUGCUGCACGCAAUUGUUCUUACGUACUUGGCUUCAUCCCUGGUUUAGUCGGUCUGAAUCCAUUCUUUUUCGUGAACAGAUUAAGCCUUGCCAACGAUAUUAAUAAGGGAUUUGUUUACGGUAACCUUGAAACGGAUAACAGCCGUACAAAACACCAAAAAAUGGAUGUUUAUCCAUUUUGGCUCGUUAAUUUCAAGUUCAAGUUGAUUCCACCACCCAGAAUGAGAAGGUGGCCAAAUUAAUUCGUAUAUUCAUGUCGAAAAUGGGGACGAACGUCUGCCAUCUUAGGAAAACAAAUAUAACAAAAUCAAAUGAAGAUAUAGUAGGGUAAUUACUAGCCAUUUACAUAUGAAUAAAAGUUCCAUAAAGCUAAACAAUGUUUACACUUCCAGCUAAGUUCAAUAGAAGAUUAAUGGUCGAAAAGCCAGUUUAUCUUAAUUCUUGCGAAGCCUGUCUUACUGUAACUAGUCUACGCAAACUUACAGUAUGAUGAUAGCGGAUAAGCAAACUGUCUGAUCAGUCGGUAUAAUUAGAAAAUAUAGCGUUUAAUUAAAGGAGGAUUAGCGCAAAAGUACAUCCCACAAAUUCUAAUUUGAGAAAACCGCUUCCGCUAAUGACGAACGUACAGCAUUCUGACCUUUCACACCUACAUCCUCCUCAUUUUUUAGGUAAUUUCUGCUGCCUCAUCAACCAAGUGCGCGUCCUGUGAGGUGGAUAGGUUUGACGAAUACAAGCAAUUCCGUCAGAACCAAAUCCUCAAUGACCUCCUGAGGAAACUGGAACUGGCGGCAAAACCGAAUGUCACCAUUGACUACGAUAACCUCCCUCCAAUCGGGCGACAAAACCCCCGAAUAAGGGCAUUGAUCGAGCAAACGAUUCGAGAGAAGAAAAGAACCAAAAGAUCACUGCCUCGCCUCCAGGAAGACAUGUCGCACCUCUACGAAAGCGAUGCCGCUAACAUUCCUACCAGCACAUUCUUCAUGGCUGAGCCAGCUCCGUGGCCAGUCAGUGAGGUAGGUAUACAACUCAAAUACGGAUACUCAAGGUCCAAUUUCUAAAAUAUAUAAUUCAAACUGUUUUAGUCAUCACUCGAUUCCAAAACCAGCUGGAAAUAUGAUACUUUCCUAUAUGUAAUUUGUAAUUUCAGGCUGUUGACAUCUCCGUAUUUCGCUUGAACCGCUCAUUACGACGAAAAUACAUUUACACAGCCACCCUGCAUGUGUAUAUGCGACGACCCGUCCUCCUGAGGUUAUCCCAGCAAGCGGUUACGUUCAACGUUUACCAACGAUAUAUGAACGGAUCGGUAGGAUACUCUUGACUGUUAAUCAACUGAAUUUAGCUUGGAGAUAAGCUAGCUACUAAGUACAUGACCGAAGACCUUGACGAUAAACGUCUUCUGGCCCCCGUUUCUAUCCGAUUGGAUGGCCAAGACUUCCAAACAUGGCUAGAGGAACAAGAACGGGAAGGCCGUGAAGCCACUCUUGGGUUAUACGCAGAGAUCAUGUAUGAAGGGCAGAACUUAGUCCUGCAACCACGCGAUGGGAUGGCGACUGUAAGUUUAAUUGUCAAAUGCCUACGUUACUAAAUUCGGACAUGACCCCAUUAAUAGUUAUUAUGUACAACGCUAAAAGGGCAUUGUGCACCCAAACAGCACGUCAUAAGCUCAGUUAUUCUAAAUGAAUGAGUUUCCAAAUUCCAUGCUCAAGCAGCGAGCUUGAUUAAGGUACUCCGUUCUUCAAUUUUCUCCCUCUAAAUGACCAGUAUAAGAACCGUGGAUUAGAGAUACGAUUUCUCAUAAUAAAAGAUAAUCUUAAUGCGGAACGGGGCGUCUUAAUUUUGUCAGAGGAUUAAGAAGGCGGAACGAUCGUAACCUCUUCCGAUUUCAGAACCAAUACCUGGAAUUCGAGUUGUUCGAUAUGCCUGGGCGGAGUCGGCGGAACUCCCCUCACGUCUGCCAAGCAGGACAAAACGAGACCAAGUGUUGUCUCUACGACCUGAUCAUCGACUUCGAGAAGGUCGGGUGGGAGUUUGUCAUUGCCCCCAAACGAUAUAACGCAUACAUCUGCAAUGGUGACUGCAAUGCUAUGGUAUGUGCAAUUUAGAUACACAUCAGGUCUAUUCAGGGUCAAAAACAGCUGUAAUUACCGCAGUUUAUUACACCCACAAGUUUUUACGCGCUCAUUAAAUUGAAAGCACAUCAAAGUGGAUGUAUACCCAAAAAGUAUCGUCCGAAUGCCUAAUAAUUUUGCAUUCCGUUCCAAGGAUAGAUUUCAAAUUCUCUUGGCACAGCCGAGUCACACAUUUCAUUUAAAUUUAGGUCGGAAUACUUGAUAGCAUCCUCCCACUAAAAGUUUGCAUUGAAAAAGGACUUGUGCGCCCAUUUUGAAAACAAAAGCUUAGCGAACAAUAGGGCAGCAACAUGUUUAAGACAACAUAUGCACAUAACUAAACUUAUCAAGGACCUUUGUACGCAAAACUAAUGUCCCUUUUCAGAACCAGGGUAUGCCGUUGGUCUCGACACAUGGCUCAAUGACAGCAAAAACUCAAACCGACUUUUACCAAUGCUGCCAUCCCAAAGAUUACACCGGUGUAACCAUCGUAUACGUCACUGAAAGCAAUCAGAUAUGGGUCAAAGAAGUUCCCGGUAUGGUGGCCCGGAAAUGCGGCUGUGCAUAA
Bursaphelenchus xylophilus (pine wood nematode) is the source of this 3027-nucleotide messenger RNA. The record is from the annotation of a GenBank genome assembly. Lineage: Eukaryota; Metazoa; Nematoda; Chromadorea; Rhabditida; Aphelenchoididae.